GAGAGGAAGCAAAAUUGUGAGUGGAUCCUGCUGAGAAUCCAGCACCGAUGGGAAGGAAGACAGAGAGAGCUAGGAUUCUCUGGGAGCUCGGCAGAGAUGUGAAUUAUUAAAAAGAAAAUGGCCCAACAGGACACUGUAUUUCCUUCUCUUGUCACCCAGGAAGGGUAUACUAUCUGGAAAAUAUGCAUCUAAGGCGAGUGAGGACCAUGCCCCGACACAGCCAGUCCCUGACCAUGGCACCCUAUUCUUCCGUGAGCCUGGUGGAGCAGCUGGAAGACAGGAUCCUCUGUCAUGAGAAAACCACGGCAGCCCUGGUGGAGCAUGCCUUCCGCAUCAAAGAUGACAUCGUCAGCAGUUUGCAGAAGAUGCAGAACAAAGGGGGAGGUGACCGCUUAGCCAGGCUGUUCUUGGAAGAGCAUAUCAGGAAUAUAACUGCCAUUGUGAAACAACUGAAUCGGGAUAUCGAGGUUCUCCAGGAGCAGAUCCGUGCCAGGGACAACAUCAGCUAUGGAACUAAUUCUGCCUUAAAGACGCUGGAGAUGCGCCAGCUCUCUGGCUUGGGAGAUCUUCGAGGAAGAGUUGCGAGGUGCGACGCCAGCAUAGCCAGACUCUCGGCAGAGCACAAGACGACCUACGAGAGCCUCCAGCACCUGAACAAGGAGCAGCAAGCAGCCAAACUGGUUCUGGAAACAAAAAUCAAAGACGCAGAAGGACAGAUUUCUCAGCUUUUGAGCAGAGUGGACUUGUCCAUUUCAGAGCAGAGUACCAAACUGAAGAUGUCCCACAGAGACAGCAACCACCAGCUUCAGCUCCUGGAUACUAAAUUUAAAGGUACAGUCGAGGAGCUCAGCAACCAGAUUUUAUCUGCCCGGAGUUGGCUGCAACAAGAACAAGAACGGAUAGAGAAAGAACUUUUACAGAAAAUCGAACAUCUUUCCUUGAUUGUUAAGGAAAACAGUGGAGCCAGUGAAAGAGACAUGGAGAGAAAGCUCAGCCAGAUGUCAGCCAGGCUUGACAAAAUCGAAGAGAGCCAGAAGAAGAACGUGGAGGGACCGAGAACGAAGCCGGAAGAGGAGAAGGUGCACGGGCGGAUCAGCAAACUGGAGUUACAGAUGAGCGAGGACAUGAAGGAAAUGAAAGCGGAGGUGAACGCUGGGUUUACAGCCAUCUACGAAAGCAUAGGAUCCCUGAGGCAAGUGUUGGAGGCCAAGAUGAAGCUGGACAGGGACCAGCUACAGAAGCAGAUCCAGCAGAUGCAGAAGCCAGAAACUUCCAUGUGAAGAGGGCUGGGUCGAGGACCUGGCAGGAGAUUGCCUGUGGGGCUAAGAACCAGACACCUCUGCAGCCGGAUCACGGCUGCGUUCUGGAUCCCAUCUGGGGUGUGCAUGUGCCAAGAAACGUGUUCUCAUGGGUCUAAACGUUUACCUUAUUGAAAACACCUUUAUUCAAAAGUCUUCAGUACAAUUUUUACAACUGUAUUUCCCUAUCUAAGUGCAGUUGAGCCCUAUGCCCUCAGAUUUUGAAAGGCUUUUAUGAAUGAAAAGAAUUUAUUUUCAAUGCUUGAUGAUCUAGCCAAGACUACUAUUUUGGAAAAGAAAAACCUGCCAUGGUAAUUUUUUUUAAAAUUAAGAAAUGAAUAAUGUAUUGCUCCUCACCUUAUAUUAAGAGAAUAUCCUGGUAGAUUAGAGUUCAGCUUGAAGUCCACAUCUGGAUUGUUUUACUGUUGUCUAUGCAUUUUUUAAAAAAAAAUGUUGGGUUAUUUUCUUGUAAAUCACCUGUCUUUUGUAGAGAGAAGAGAUUUAACACUGGAGGGGAAAAAAACCUUGCCAUUUAUAUAAUGAAAAUAGUUUUUUAAGAAUUGAUAACUGCCAUAUAGAUUGCAAAUUAAGUGGAAACUUACAACAUCUAUCUAGAUCCCUGAAGGCACAAUAUUUAUAUCCAUCUAGAGGUACCAGCUUUUAAUAUUUAAAGCUAUUUUUGGAACCAUUCACAGCCGGUGUAGCCAAUAGCCAUAUAUUUACUAAUGAGAUGGUGGCUCAGCAGUAUGCUUAUUGCACAGUUCAUUGUUCACCAAUCGCAAUGAACGGGAGGAUUUUUCAGACUUUACGAUUCACCUAAAUGUUCCCCAAAUAGACACUAAGUGCUAGGGUUUAUAGACGUUUGUUGUAACUGUCUAUUUGUGCCUUGGUUUUUAUCCUGUCACUGUACUGUCCCCUGUAAAAACAAAACAAAGCAAAACAUUGCCAAUAAGACAGAAAGUGUGGUAAACACAUCAGGUUGGGAUGUGAAACUGGGAUCCUAUGUACGUUUUAAGUGUCCUAACGAUGUUUUCACUGUCACGACGGGACACAGUCGGCAUCAUUCACGGAUUGGUUGCACAUACUUUUGUAUGGGACAGAGUCAAACUGAGGCUACAUUUAUCAUACCGCGAAGAGAUAUGUGUCCUGGCACCUUUGUCGAUGUUUUAUUUUCGAUCACCAUGUGUACCGAGUUGUUGAAGGCUUAAGCUUGUGCUGUUUGCUUGCCUGUGAGUACGUCAUAGCUGACAGAAGACAGCCCGGUGAAGUGUGAGGGCACCCCAGGAGAGAGAGCAGGGGCACUUAGAAGUUCCCGGAACGCCACCUUGUCUCUUCCUUUCUUCUCUCGUUUGCAAGGACUCAGGAAAAUAAACAUCGUUUUCUAUUUCUAGAAUAAAUCACGAUGAGAUUCUAACUGGCUCUUACUGUUGACCCACGUAAGGUACGCUGCUAAAGUACCUAAUAUUUCACUCUUGGUAGCUUGACAAAUCUGUUUUAAUUUGGACUCAUGAGAGGUUAUGUGAGGAAUACGUAUCCAUCGCGCAUUUCUUCAUUUCCCCGCGUAUCUUUGCAUCUCUAGAUAGGAAGAUCUUUCCACCUGGGAGAAGCCGCUGGUGUUCAGAGAGCCCGUUUUCCCCUUUGUGCGAGGCUAGCGGUGUUCCACGGAGUGAUUAAACACAAGGCUCAGGACAGGGCCACACCCCCUCAGUAGCUCUCUCCUCUGGGGGCUCUGAGGGAGAAGGAUGCGCACCCAUGACGCCUGGGAAGAGGGGGACAGGGGACACCAGCUAACUCCAGCCUAGCAGGUGGUGUAUGCAGGUGAUGCCGCAGCUGGUGGAAUCACCUAGGUGCUCGAGAUGUUGGCUAAGUGUGUGAUGCAGACCUGGGACGGGAACGCUCCACCCUGCCCACGUGGGGUCCCUCGGGGAGUUUGAAGAGUCACUGAUGCUGAGCAACCUCCCAACUUAGUCAGAGCAUCUGGGAGGCAGUCACCAGUGUCAGUGUGCCCCCCCCCCCACCCCCCUGGCUAAGCCCCAGUGUUUCGGUGUGUAGCUGGGAGGCCAUCCACCCAGUGAAGACAAUAGAGUUCUCUUCUAGCCAAAGUUUAAAGGAGAAUCAGCUAUCCUGUCUUUUCCUUUACCAGAGAUUUGCAAUAAAAAGAAUAAAAUUUCCAAAUAUA
This is a messenger RNA of Myodes glareolus (Bank vole), 3477 nucleotides long. It is a transcript of the gene Fam81a, whose product is annotated as family with sequence similarity 81 member A. Lineage: Eukaryota; Metazoa; Chordata; Mammalia; Rodentia; Cricetidae. The record is from RefSeq and is a predicted model, not a curated record.